CUCUCUCUCUCUCUCUCUCUCACUCUCUCUCUAUAACAUAUUUUUCCACAAAAUUUCUCUUAAGUCUCUUCUCUUAGCUCCACAUUUCUCUCUCGCUUAAGUUUGCUUUUUCCAACAAUUAAUUUUAAGUUGAGAUCGUCAAUUUUGAUCCUUGAAAGUUGUGCUUCCUUAAUUUGUGUAAGUAGUUUGGUUCAAGUUGUAAGAGAGCAUAUGGAGUUGAUAAGUAUUUGCAAUUGAACCUGAUAACUGAAUGGAUAAAAAGCAGCAUAUAGCCAUUUUUACUACCGCCAGCCUUCCAUGGAUGACUGGAACUGCUGUCAACCCUCUGUUUCGUGCAGCUUAUCUUUCAAAAGACGGGGAGAGAAAGGUCACCUUGGUGAUUCCGUGGUUAUCUUUGAAAGAGCAAGUACUAGUAUAUCCCAGCAACAUCACAUUCAGAUCACCUUCAGAGCAGGAAAAAUAUGUUCGUCAGUGGCUUGAGGAGAGGGCUGGAUUUGCAUCUUGUUUCAGCAUACGUUUUUAUCCUGGAAGGUUUUCUACAGAUAAAAGGAGCAUUCUUGCUGUUGGAGAUAUUUCAGAAAUCAUCCCUGAUGAAGAGGCAGAUAUUGCUGUUCUUGAGGAGCCUGAGCAUCUUACAUGGUUUCAUCAUGGGAAGAGAUGGAAGGUCAAAUUCCGCCUGGUUGUAGGAAUUAUUCAUACCAAUUAUAUGGAAUAUGUGAAGAGAGAGAAGAGUGGGAUGCAAGCAUCUCUUCUUAAAUACGCAAAUACCUGGGUUGUUAAUAUCUAUUGCCACAUGGUAAUCAGAUUAUCUGCUGCCACGCAGGAGUAUCCCAAAUCAAUAAUUUGCAAUGUUCACGGAGUCAAUCCCAAGUUCCUUGAGAUAGGCAAGAAAAAGAUAGCGCAACAACAAAAUGGGAAGCAAACCUUCACCAAAGGUGCCUACUACAUUGGGAAGAUGGUAUGGAGCAAAGGCUACAAGGAGCUACUAAAACUUCUUCGUGAUCACCAGAAGGAACUAGCUGGGCUUGAGGUUGAUUUAUAUGGAAGUGGUGAGGACUCAGAUCAGGUCCAGGAAGCUGCUAAGAAGUUGGAACUAGCUGUCAGAGUUCAACCUGGGCGUGAUCAUUCUGAUCCUCUAUUCCAUGAUUAUAAAGUCUUUCUGAAUCCAAGCACCACAGAUGUAGUCUGUACCACCACAGCUGAAGCACUGGCAAUGGGAAAAAUUGUUGUAUGUGCCAAUCAUCCCUCAAAUGAAUUCUUCAAGCAGUUCCCCAAUUGCUGGACCUAUGAUAGCAGCAAUGGCUUUGUUGAAGCCACACGAAGGGCAUUAGCUGAAGAGCCUGAACAGCUGACAGAUGCUCAUAGGCAUGAAUUAUCAUGGGAGUCAGCUACAGAACGGUUUCUGAAGGUUGCUGAGCUGGACCAGGUACCUACAAGGAAACUGUCAACAAGUCCUUCAAAGAACUUUAUGUCCACAUCUUUCAAUAUGAAGAGGAACAUGGAGGAUGCAUCAGCAUAUAUGCAUCAUGUGAUUUCUGGGUUUGAAGCAUCUCGAAGAAUGUUUGGUGCAAUUCCAGGGAGCUUGCAACCAAAUGAAGAACAAUGCGAAGAGCUAGGGUUGGCUGUUCGUGCAGGAAAGCAUGGCUCAAGAAAAUGAUAUGCUUUGGCUUCUUCUAUGAUAAAGGCUAGGGAUUGUUUAUCGUAAUUCUCAGUCUGUGCAUAAAUUGGAUACGGGUCUAAAGCAUCUUGUUCUUCUAUGUUUUCUUUUUGCCUAAAAUUGAGGAUCACAUACGAAGCAUCUUCCCACCGUGUUGCGCAUGAAUCGAAUAAGAUUGCUGCUAAAGUUCGUCUUUCUGUGCCAAAACAAAGGGAGAGAGGAGGAGGGAGGGGGGGAGGUUGUUACUUUUUUUAAAAAAAUUUCUGUAUAAUAUGCAUCGUCAUCUAGGACUACUUUGUUAUUUGUGAUAAGUUAUCUUUUUCUCAAAUGUUUGUACUGACUGUAACAUAAAACUCGGAAGACAAAGGACAUUGCUAAUGGUAUAAAUUAAUAAUGAUCUAAGAAUGGAAGAAAAUAAUACAUGUGGUCUACCCUAA
This is a messenger RNA of Quercus robur (English oak), 2094 nucleotides long. RefSeq names its product digalactosyldiacylglycerol synthase 2, chloroplastic. Bases 251 to 1657 code for a protein of 468 amino acids. The record is from RefSeq and is a predicted model, not a curated record. Gene Ontology annotation, cellular component: chloroplast outer membrane. The transcript has 5 exons. NCBI's taxonomy places the organism in Eukaryota, Viridiplantae, Streptophyta, Magnoliopsida, Fagales, Fagaceae. Gene Ontology annotation, biological process: galactolipid biosynthetic process. Gene Ontology annotation, molecular function: digalactosyldiacylglycerol synthase activity.